CCCUGGAUGUGCUGACAAAUUUCCGGCAAAAAAGAAUACAAUCAAUGACUACACAACCAGGAAGGGCUACGCUUCCGGAAAAAUAUUGAGCGCAGUUUUUUAAUCCAUAUCUAGCAAUUAAUAUGCAUAAUGGCGACAGAUAGGUCUGCAUGAAAUGCAAAUGAUCUCUUUGGAUAAAUAGAGAAGCUUUCGCGAAGAAUGCAUGUGGAGCUAACACAGAGGGUGGAAGGACUCAAACAGUUCGCCCUUCAGUGAAAGUCGAUAGACAGUAGGCGAGCUUUAUCCGUGGCUGGGAUCCGCACCGCUAGAGCCCAACAGGCACUCAGACAUGGCGAAGACCUUGUUCAAAAACUCCAGAAAGGGAGACAUUAAUGACUAUUAUACCAUCGAAGACGGAGAACUUGGAAGAGGAGCCUCGUCUGUGGUAAAGAAAGGCCGGCACAAGGGAACCAACAAUGAGUACGCUAUUAAGAUAAUAACCAGAACAGUUGAUCAAAAAAUAAUUGCUACUGAAAUUGACAUCCUCUUACACAUGAAACAGCACUGCAAUAUUAUUCAGUUACACGAGAUCUUUGAAACGCCAUCACAUAUUUACAUGGUCCUUGAGUUUGUUGAAGGAGGUGAACUGUUUGAAAGAAUUGUAGAAAGGGGUUAUUACUCUGAAAAAGAUGCAGCCGAUGCAGUCAGACAGAUAUGCGACGCUUUAGCUUAUAUUCAUAAACACAAAAUCAUUCACAGAGAUCUUAAGCCAGAAAAUCUCUUGUACGCUAAUAAAAAGGAAGACUCAGCCUUAAAAAUUGCAGAUUUUGGGUUGUCAAAGAUGCUUUAUGGUGAGCAGUGCAAUACAGCAACAGUGUGUGGAACCCCUGGAUACUGUGCUCCUGAAGUUCUCAAGGGCAAUCCAUAUGAUACUAAAGUUGACAUGUGGGCUGUUGGUGUUAUUGCUUAUAUACUAGAGUGUGGCAGGUUGCUUUUAGAAGAUGGAUGUGGGUUUAUUGGUGCAAUAAAUAAUGAAUUUUCAGGCAAUGGGAACAUCUCUAUUAUCUCAGGCAAGGCUGCUAAACGGGACAAAAUGGACCAGAAGUUCUUCGACAAAUUGAACGAAUUUAAUGCCAGACGAAAACUAAAAGGAGGGAUGAUCGGUAUAAUGGCAUUAACCAGUGCAUUUAAAUCAAAGUAAUAAGUUUUUUUUUUUUAGACAACGGUGCAUGGGACUUCACGGUCGUGAAACAUAUAUCUUUACUUAAUGCUCUACGAGCUACGACGAACAGUUGUGCGACCGAAGUUGUUCAGGAACUUUUCAGUUUGUGAAAGCAUAUGCACGCGUUCCUGUUUCUGACUUUACGUCUUCCGGUGUUUUGUAAAAUUUUUUUUUGUUUUAUUUUUUUAUCGCGACUGAUUUUUUGUUUGCUGUUUUGUAAUGUAACUCCAAAUCUGAUAUGAACUGUUAAAAAUAUUAAUAUAACAUUACCUAAUAGACAAGGAUUGCCGGCGAAAUUACCUACAGGCUAGAAAGCCUCUCUCAAAGUACAAAAGUUUUCCAUUUAAUUACUUUCCUUAGUCAGAGUCUAUUUGAAUCUCCUACGUGGUUUCUGUGACGUUCUUUGUCCGAAACACGUGAAGAUACAUAAAUCUUGGGUCCUUCAUGACAGUAAGUUACAAUUUGAGGGCUCUUAGAAUGAAAUCAAACAAACUUAAUUUGAUUCUUUAAGAAAACGUACCUACAGAUUAACUAACAUUAAAUUGGUUGCUGAAAGAUUAUCCUA
Messenger RNA from Stylophora pistillata, 1766 nucleotides. RefSeq names its product calcium/calmodulin-dependent protein kinase type IV. The record is from RefSeq and is a predicted model, not a curated record. Gene Ontology annotation, molecular function: protein kinase activity; ATP binding. NCBI's taxonomy places the organism in Eukaryota, Metazoa, Cnidaria, Anthozoa, Scleractinia, Pocilloporidae. Gene Ontology annotation, biological process: protein phosphorylation.